ACAGGAUGCCAGCUCAAGCGAGCUUCCCGCUGCUACGCCUGAUUCUUCUUUCUCUCCCAGCAUCCUAUUCAUCAUCAGCAGUACUGCUCCGACUGCUGCCGCCAACAGAGACAAACUUGCAUGGCUCUGUCUCUGUAUAGCAGCUGCACCAGAAGCCCAGGACCAGCUGUUCUAGCUCCCCUCAAGACUACAACCUUGGACGAAAAAGCAACCACUCCGCCGCUCGCGUUCUCCUGUUUGUCUCCAGCACUGUAGUGGCCUGUUCCUUUCCAGCGGCUCGGGGAAGAGCAGCGCGCCCUUCUGCUUGCAGCUAAGCCCCGCCUGGGCGGGAGGGGUCCCGAGGAAAGCGCGAAACUUAGCCGGUUGCGUUGGGGAGUUUGAGCUAUGGCCGCUCUCAGCCUGGGGAUGAAGCAACUUCAGGAUGAAGCCACGUGCUCCGUUUGUCUGGACUUCUUUACUGAUCCAGUGACUCUGGAUUGUGGGCACAAUUUCUGCCAAGCCUGCAUUGCCCAGUGCUGGGGGGAGCCCCCCUCAGACUCUACCUGUCCUCAGUGCAGAGAGAGAGUUCAGCCCAGGAACCUGAAGCCAAACAGGCAAUUUGCCAAUAUGGUUGCACUAGCCAAAGAGUUCAGUGUGCAGCAAGUGGGAGGCUGGAGAGUCUGCGGGAGGCACCAGGAGCCCCUGAAGCUCUUCUGCCAGGACGAUGAAGCCCCCCUCUGCGUGGUGUGCCACUUAUCCAAGGAGCACCGAGCUCACACUGUGGUUCCUGCCCAGGAGGCUGCCCAGGAGUACAAGGAUCAGUUCUGCAGCUUUCUGGAUCUUUUCAUGAAGGGAAGAGAGAAGAUUCUGGCAUGUAAAGCUGAUGCAGAAAAGGAAAGCCAAAACUUGCUUAAUCAAAUAGUAGCAGAGAGGCAAAAGGCAGUGGCUCAAUUCAGAGAACUCCAUCAGUUUCUGGAAGAGCAAGAGACACUCCUGUUGACCCGGAUAGAAGACAUGGAGAAGGAGAUUGCAGGAAGAAGGGAUGGACAUAUGAUAACACUCUCUGAGGAGCUCUCCUCUCUUGAUAAAAUUAUUCAGGAGACAGAAGAGAAGUGUGAGCAGACAGCAAGUGAGCUUCUGCAGGAUGUUAGAAGUGCCUUGCAGAGGUGCAAGGAGAAAGAGAGAUCUGAGUAUCUUGUGGCUUUCCCUCUCUCAGUGAAGCAGAGGGUCUGGGACAUGGGUGACAGAAACAUAUUUCUGGAGAAUGCGAUGAAGCAGUUCAAAGACUAUCUAUCUGGAUCUCAGCUGCAGCAAGCUAAUGUCACUCUGGAUCCGGCCACAGCUCAUCACCAACUCAUCCUGGCUAAGGAUCGUAGAAGCGUGAGAUGGGGAGAGAGAAGGCAAUAUCUGCCCAGCAGUCUUGAGAGAUUCAGCUUCUACUGUUUUGUCCUGGGAUGUGAGGGAUUCACAGCAGGCAGACAUUGCUGGGAAGUCACUGUGGGAAGUGGGGGGAACUGGGCUGUGGGGGUUGCCAGGAAGUCUGUGAAGGGAGAGGACAAAUUGUCUUGGGGUCCCAAGGGAGGGAUCUGGGCUGUGAGGCAUUUCUGUGGUUCUUACGAGGCACCCGAUUCCCCUUCUGACAUUUAUCUGUCCCUGACUCAGAAGCCUGAGAGGAUCAAAGUGACUCUAAAGUAUGCUGUGGGGCAGGUGGCCUUUUCUGAUGCUGACUCAGCAGCCCCAAUCUACACCUUCUCAGAAGCCUCCUUCUCAGGAGAGACCCUUUUCCCUUUCUUUUGGCUGGGUGAGGGAGCCUGCCUGACGCUCUCCUGCUGAGGCAGCUGAAGAAUGGAGACCGAUGUAUAUUAAGUUACAGCAAUUGUAACAUUUGUACAGCUUAUGUCCCAGAUAAGAGUGGGGGGAGGGGCAACCUUUUCUCCCAUUUGAGGCGAAACAACUCUAUAAACAACUCAGCUUGAUUUGAAUAGCUGUGAUUGGUUCAUCCCUGUGUCAGUCAGGAAGCCACUUUAUUCUGUAUCCCACCUCAGGACUAUUUUCAAAGUGAAGGAAAAAGCAGGGCGGGGAGCUCUGAGCAUCCUUUUUAUUGGGAAACCAUUCCUGCUGCUUGGAGGUGGGAGAAGCAGAUACUCUGCCACCCUCCCCCACCCUCCCCCUCCCCCUCCCCCUCCAUGUUUCCUUCAGCUUUCACUGCAGAGCCAGGUACAGGCACAGAGGUGGAGCUGAAGGGAGCAGAGAUGGCCCUGCAGGGAAACCUCCCCAAGCUGGCUCCUGUUUCUGAGUACAUCUGUCUCCAGUCUUGCCACAGGCAGCCAGAUCUACCCCACAGGCCUUACCGGGGUGACUCUCCAGACUGCGAGCUCUACAGCAGUUGGGGGUGGUGUAGAAUUCUUCAGUUUGUCAGGAUUGUAUUCAAAAUGUAAAUAAAGGGAGGAAACCAUUAACAUGUUUUCCUAGGCAGGGACCAUUCAUACUGAUUGUAAAAUGUGCUCUCUGUGCCCUCCUCCUGCCCCAUUUUGGGCCAAUGGGGUCGCAGAAGAGGCAGGGGAUGAUGAUGAUGUGAUGAGGCUUUUCAAAAAAUUGUUCUUGCUGGCUUUGUGCAAAGCCACCAGCAGGAGGAGCAGUCUUUUCCAGCUUGCACAAGCUAUUCGUUGCCAUGGCUCACAGUUAGUUUUUAAACUGAUUUUAAAAACUCACUGGUGGAGGCUAAAAAAGGAAAGGAAGAACAGAAAGAAAUUUAAGCAAAAUGGGUUUAAUAUUGACAGAGAAGGGAGCGAAAAGCAAAUAAAAAAGAAAUUGCUUUGAUGCAUUUGUUCAGCUAUGUACAAGAGCAUGGUGGUGGGAGGGGAGGAUUGUUUCAAAAGCUGAGAGGAAACUAAAAUAGUGAAACGUCAAGUUGUUGAACGAAUCCUCCACAUUACUGAAACGGAAAAAUAAAACCUGAAAGACGGCAUUAGAUAUGUGCACUUUGCUGACAGUGCACAGGCAUUGCAGUGUCACAACACAGGUAAUACCGAAGCACACUUAGCAGAUGCGUAGUGAAACUGUUGAAGUGUGUGAUCUGAAAAGCGCCAAGACGAGGCUUAUUAAUAAAACAUCAAGAAGUUAUUUGUCAAUGAAUCCUUUUACAUCUCUGCAGCAACCACCACAGAUGUCCCAUCUGUAGUGGCACUGCAGAAGAUAUGGUGAGGAGGCCUAGUGGUGUGAUCCACUCUUACCCUCUGCACAUGUAGACUUCUAUACACUGCUUAAAUCCAUGCAUUUAAAUGAUUCAUUUUAAGCCUCUACCCUUAAACUUUAAUAAGCCUGGACUCCUGUUUUUUAUGGAAAACUGUGUAUCCAGCUGCAUUCCUGUAUUCAUAUUUUGCGUUUAUAUUAUGUGUUAAUCACCCACCUGGACCAGGGAGGGUGGGAAGAGGCACAGCCUGGGAUUGGAAUAUACUUGGCUGCUGGCCAAGCACAUUGGUCUCACAUAAGGGCGGCCAACAGCCCCUUUCUUGAUGCUGCUUAUGAGAGAUGUAACAGCAUAAGAAAGACACACUCCAUAGUAAUAUGGAGCUUCAGCGUAGACUGAGACCCGGGAAGGUGCUACAUACCAGCUGGUGUUACAGAGACCACGUCCUUUUCAUCAUCACCGGGGCUCCCCAGUGAAAAAGAUUGCACCAGAUUGCUUUCUCUUUUGUUCUGUAAUCCUCCUUAAACAAUUAUUCAGCUUUGUCUAAUAAAAUCUCUUUGGUAUUUA
Messenger RNA from Hemicordylus capensis (graceful crag lizard), 3736 nucleotides. Its product is annotated as zinc finger protein RFP-like. Gene Ontology annotation, molecular function: zinc ion binding; protein binding. The transcript is spliced from 7 exons. The record is from RefSeq and is a predicted model, not a curated record. Lineage: Eukaryota; Metazoa; Chordata; Lepidosauria; Squamata; Cordylidae. The coding region runs from base 385 to 1812 and encodes 475 amino acids.